Messenger RNA from Eruca vesicaria subsp. sativa (arugula), 4002 nucleotides. The record is from the annotation of a GenBank genome assembly. Lineage: Eukaryota; Viridiplantae; Streptophyta; Magnoliopsida; Brassicales; Brassicaceae.
AUGGUUGAGACGAGACGUAGCUCUUCCGCUUCGAAGCGGUUCUGUUCUUCUCCUUCAUCCCCUGAACCGUCUUCUUCCUCUCCACGCCCCACCAAGCGAUCUAAGGUCAAGAUCGAUGCCGCUAUUGAAUCUGCGGCGGCGGCGGCGGCUGAACCGGCGGGGUCUUCGUCGGCAAGCGAGAUUCCGGUUGAGAAUCAAGGACCGGUUUCGGAUCCUGGAUCGGAAUCUGGAGAACCGGAGCUUGGAUCCUCUGAUCCGCAAGGUGUGGAUGCGGAGAAGCCUGUUUUAACUGAUGUGCCUGUGAUGGAGAUCUCUCCUGAAGCUGAUGCUAACCCUGAAGGCGAUGUCUUGGCGACACCUACUAUUGCAGGUGAAGUGGUGGCGGAUGGUGAGAAGUCGAAGGCGGGGAAGAAGAGAGCUAAUAAGGCUCCUUGGGCAAAGCUACUUUCUCAGUAUUCUCAGAACCCACACCGUAUCAUGAGGGGCCCGGUGUUCACUGUUGGACGCCGAGGAUGUGAUUUAUCUAUCAAAGACCAAUCUAUGCCCAGCACCCUGUGUGAAAUCAAGCAGUCUGAUCACGGAGGUCCAUCGGUUGCAACUUUGGAGAUAACGGGGAACGGAGUUCUCGUUCAGGUGAAUGGCAAGUGUUACCAGAAAAGCACUUGUGUUCAUCUUCGUGGUGGUGACGAGGUGAUCUUCACCAAUUUUGGGAGACAUGCUUAUAUAUUUCAACCUCUUAAAGAUGAGAAUUUAGCUGCUCCUGACAGAGCUUCUUCAGUGAGUGUAUGUGAAGCUAGAGGUUCACCUCUGGCAAGAGCAGGAGACCCCUCAGCUGCUGAUGGAGCCUCUAUCUUAGCAUCUCUAUCGAAGUACCGCAACUUCCAUCUCCUACCACCAAUUGCUAAAUCUGCCAAAAGGCAGCAAACUCCUGAGGCUCCUGUGGUACCUACGAGUUGCAAUGAUUGCAUCUCAGAUACUGAAAUGAACGAUGCUGAUAGUAACAAUGAUCAUGCUGAUAUUGCUUCUGUGGAGAACACUGCUGCUGCUGCCAGUGAGAAUCUGAAUGCUGAUGGCAGUGGAUUGGAUCCAUUUCAAGAAGCAGCUGAUGGUGGAAACACUCCUGGUUCUGGUUAUGAAAUUAGACCAAUCUUGCGCCUUCUUGGAGAACCUUCGUCAGUUGAUAUAAGGGGCAUCUCCAAAUUGCUGGAUGAGCGAAGAGAAGUGCGAGAACUCCUUAGGGAAUAUGACCUUUCAUCUACCAUAUCAACAAGACGCCAGGCGUUUAAGGAUAGCCUGCGAGGAGGAGUACUUAAUGCUCAAGACAUAGAGGUUUCUUUGGAGAGCUUCCCAUAUUUUCUAAGUGCGACGACGAAAGAUGUUUUGAUAGCGUCGAUGUAUGUUCAUAUGAAGGGUGGAAGUAAGUUUGCUAAGUAUGCAUCAGACUUGUCUACUACGUGUCCCCGUAUCUUACUCUCUGGACCAGCAGGCUCUGAGAUAUAUCAGGAAAUGUUAGCAAAAGCACUUGCAAAAAGGUUUGAGGCCAAAUUGAUGAUCGUUGACUCUCUUUUGUUGCCUGGGGGAUCACCAUCCAAGGAAACCGAAUCUUCUAAAGAAGGUUCUAGGCGUGAAAGGCUCUCUAUGCUUGCUAAACGAGCCGUUCAGGCCGCACAGGCAUUGCAGCAUAAGAAACCAACUUCAAGUGUGGACGCUGAUAUAACAGGUGGCUCAACAUUGAGUUCUCAGGCUUUACCAAAGCAAGAAGUGUCAACAGCAACUUCUAAAAGCUACACAUUUAAAGCAGGUGACCGAGUAAAGUAUGUAGGUCCUUCAUCUUCUGCUAUUUCUUCUCUUCAAGGCCCACCUCUUAGGGGACCGACCAUUGGUUUCCAGGGAAAAGUGCUCCUUGCAUUUGAAGACAACUGUUCAUCAAAAGUUGGAAUCAGAUUCGAUAGGCCUGUGCCAGAUGGCAAUGAUCUUGGUGGCCUGUGUGAAGAGGACCAUGGCUUUUUUUGUGCUGCUAGCUCACUUCGUUUAGAUGGUUCUUCCAGUGACGACGCUGAUAAACUCGCCGUUAAUGAAGUUUUUGAGGUCGCACUUAGUGAGAGUGAAGGAGGGUCGUUAAUACUGUUCCUGAAAGAUAUUGAGAAGUCUCUGGUUGGGAACAGUGAUGUGUAUGCAACCUUGAAGAGCAAGUUCGAGAAUUUACCGGACAAUAUUGUUGUCAUGGCCUCACAAACCCAGUUGGACAGCCGAAAGGAGAAAUCCCAUCCUGGAGGUUUCUUGUUUACCAAGUUCGGUGGCAACCAGACGGCAUUACUAGAUCUUGCAUUCCCGGAUAAUUUUAGUAAACUGCAUGACAGGAGCAAAGAAACGCCUAAAUCGAUGAAACAAAUAACUCGGCUGUUUCCUAACAAAGUCGCCAUCCAGUUACCUCAGGAUGAGGCUUUGCUCUCGGACUGGAAGGAGAAACUGGACCGUGAUACAGAGCUUUUGAAGGUUCAGGCUAAUAUAACAAGCAUCCUAUCUGUCCUCACCAAAAAUCGGCUGGACUGCCCUGACCUUGGAACCUUGUGCAUCAAAGAUCAAACUCUUCCUUCUGAAAGUGUUGAGAAAGUUGUUGGCUGGGCUUUAAGCCACCAUCUUAUGAAUUGCGCAGAACCUACAAUUAAAGACAACAAGCUUGUUAUCUCAGCAGAAAGCAUUACAUAUGGCCUGCAGAUGUUACAGGGAGUUCAGGAUGAAAACAAGAGUCUAAAGAAAUCCCUCAAGGAUGUUGUGACAGAGAACGAAUUUGAGAAAAAACUCUUAUCAGAUGUCAUUCCCCCUAGCGAUAUAGGUGUUUCUUUUGAUGAUAUUGGGGCUCUAGAGAAUGUGAAAGACACACUGAAGGAGUUGGUGAUGCUUCCUCUUCAAAGACCUGAAUUAUUUGACAAAGGGCAGCUAACUAAGCCUACAAAAGGUAUUCUGUUGUUUGGACCGCCUGGUACCGGUAAGACGAUGCUGGCAAAGGCAGUAGCAACUGAAGCUGGAGCAAACUUCAUCAAUAUCUCAAUGUCCAGCAUUACUUCAAAGUGGUUUGGUGAGGGAGAGAAGUAUGUUAAAGCUGUCUUCUCUUUGGCAAGCAAGAUUGCUCCAAGUGUCAUUUUUGUUGAUGAGGUUGAUAGCAUGUUGGGAAGACGUGAAAAUCCAGGGGAACAUGAAGCUAUGCGUAAGAUGAAGAACGAGUUCAUGGUAAACUGGGACGGUUUAAGAACAAAGGAUAGAGAACGAGUUCUGGUACUCGCUGCUACCAACAGACCAUUUGAUCUUGACGAAGCAGUUAUUAGACGGCUUCCCCGGAGAUUGAUGGUGAAUCUUCCAGAUGCGACGAACAGAUCAAAGAUUUUGAGUGUUAUUCUUUCUAAAGAAGAAAUAGCACCUGAUGUUGAUUUAGAAGCCAUUGCAAAUAUGACAGAUGGCUACUCUGGAAGUGACUUAAAGAAUCUUUGUGUAACUGCGGCACAUCUUCCUAUUCGAGAAAUACUGGAGAAAGAAAAGAAGGAAAAAAUUGCAGCCGAGGCUGAAAACCGUCCAACGCCUGCAUUGUAUAGCUGCACAGACAUUCGUCCACUGACAAUGGCAGAUUUCAAGGCUGCCCAUGAACAGGUAUGUGCUAGUGUGUCUACGGACUCAUCAAACAUGAACGAGCUUCAGCAAUGGAAUGAGUUGUAUGGAGAAGGCGGAUCAAGGAAGAAGACGUCCUUGAGCUACUUUAUGUAGAAGAGACAGAGAGAAAGAGAGGAGAGAUUUGUUGGUUUUUAUCUCAUUUUGGUCCUUUUUUUAAUUUAUAAAAUAUUUAUGUACAGAAGAGAGAAAGAGUGUUGUUCGGUUUAUUAUCUAAUUCAUUUCCUUUCUCAACAUAAGUUAAACAUUCGCUGUAUAAACUAAUGCAUGCGUAUGUAUAUAGAGGUUCGGAUCUUUUAAGGAUACAAACAUGCUUUUUUACUUUGUUCGUCGCUACAA